AUGGCCGCUUCACAGCCUCGACGCCUAGACGCUUCGGCAAAGCCGUACGUAUGGAAGGGGGGCGUCGCCCCGCCGCCGGCCACGCCGCAGCUCUACAUGGGGCCCCCUGCGGCGGCCCUGCCGCCGGCGGGCUUCUACUACCCGCGGCCGGUCCUUGUCGCGCCUCCGGCGCCGGUGUUCCCUCCAGGCGCCUCCCCGGGCUGCUGGGUGUUCCCGCAGGGCCCCUGCGUGGGGGUGCCGGGAGCGUUCCCAUCCCCUGGCUGGGCGCCGCUCGCGAUGGGUGUGCCCGCGGCGCCGACGGGGAUGCAGGGUGCCCCGCAGCCACAGCUGCCUGCCGCGACGGCGACCCGGCGGGGCGGCCGUGACCGACCGUCACGCGGCGUGCGCGCUGGGCAUGCUCCCCGAGCGAGGCCGCUGCCGCGGCUCGACGUGCCGCCUCGGAUGAUGCAGCGUGCGGCAGGUCGGGCGGCACCCCCGUCCUUCCGCAGCGCCAAGGUGGAGCCGGGGAACGACCACCCUUCUCCUCGCUCCGUGCUCGUCCAAACGAGCCCGCCCGACACGCCGCCGGCGCUCCCUACUUGCUUCCCGUACCCGGAGGUGGGAUCCGCUGCGCCGCGGGCGUCUGAGGGAUCGCCUUCCUCCGUCCCGGUGCCCGCCGCCGGAAGCCAGCCCGACAUCCCGCCGCGGAGGCGGCGGCUCGAACGCGCGCCGCGUCGUUUCCGUCAGGCAGCCGGGGUCACCGUGCGCCGCAGCGACCCCAAGCCACGCCGCCUUUUCGACCCUUCUUGUAGCAGCACCACGUUAAUGAUUCGUAAUAUUCCCAAUGAUUUCCGGCGGACGAGGCUGAUGCAGAUCAUUGAUCAGCACUGUUCGAUUGAGAACGACAAGAUCACAUCUGGCGGCGUCAAGUCUGAAUACGACUUCCUCUACCUUCCUAUUGACUUCCGCACCGGUGCAAACAAGGGCUAUGCCUUCGUUAACCUGACGACGCCGGAGGCGGCGCGGCGGCUCCACGACCACCUGAAUGGGCACCGCUGGAAGGUGAACGGUUCGGGGAAGACCUGCGAGAUCGACCAUGCCGACAUCGAGGGAUUGGAGAAGCUGGUGAAGCACUUCUGGGAGUCGCGCUUCGAUUGCGGCGACGAGGAGUUCCUCCCCGUCUGGUUCGAGCCGGCCCGCGACGGCACCCGGACGACCUUGCCGCAUCUCGUCGGCCGCAUGCUACGCCGCUCGUGA
Molecule: messenger RNA, 1236 nt
Organism: Panicum hallii
Lineage: Eukaryota; Viridiplantae; Streptophyta; Magnoliopsida; Poales; Poaceae
Product: protein MEI2-like 6
Exons: 4
Coding region: 1-1236 (411 amino acids)
Molecular function (GO): RNA binding
Source: RefSeq, a predicted model, not a curated record